Messenger RNA from Lontra canadensis (Northern American river otter), 825 nucleotides. Its product is annotated as sarcosine dehydrogenase, mitochondrial-like. NCBI's taxonomy places the organism in Eukaryota, Metazoa, Chordata, Mammalia, Carnivora, Mustelidae. The record is from RefSeq and is a predicted model, not a curated record. Gene Ontology annotation, cellular component: mitochondrion; mitochondrial matrix; cytoplasm. The annotation marks the transcript as partial. The transcript is spliced from 8 exons. Gene Ontology annotation, molecular function: protein binding; sarcosine dehydrogenase activity.
AACAUGCCCAAUGUCCGCGACCAUGACGCCUCGGUCUACCUCCGCCUCCAAGGGGACGCCCUGUCUGUGGGCGGCUAUGAGACCAACCCCAUCUUCUGGGAGGAGGUGUCCGACAACUUUGCCUUUGGCCUCUUCGACCUGGACUGGGACGUGUUCGGCCCACACAUUGAAGGUGCCGUCAACCGCGUCCCUGUGCUGGAGAAGACCGGGGUCAAGUCCACGGUCUGCGGCCCUGAGUCCUUCACGCCGGACCACAAGCCCCUCAUGGGGGAGGCGCCCGAACUCCGAGGAUUCUACCUGGGCUGUGGUUUCAACAGUGCAGGAAUGAUGCUGGGCGGCGGCUGUGGGCGGGAGCUGGCCCACUGGAUUGUCCACGGGCGCCCGGAGAAGGACAUGUACAGCUAUGAUAUCAGGCGCUUCCAUCCCCAGCUCACGGACCACCGCCGCUGGAUUCGAGAGCGCAGCCACGAGUCCUACGCCAAGAACUACUCCGUGGUCUUCCCCCACGACGAGCCCCUGGCGGGACGCAACAUGAGGACCGACCCCCUGCACGAGGAGCUACUCGCCCGAGGCUGUGUGUUCCAGGAGCGGCAGGGCUGGGAGCGGCCGGGAUGGUUUACUCCCCAAGGCACAGCUCCGGUCCUACAGUACGACUACUAUGGGGCCUACGGAAACGAGGCACACAGAGACUACGCCUACGGCCGCCUGCUUGGGGACGAGUACACAUUCGACUUCCCGCCACACCACGACGUGCUACAGAAGUGGGCAGCUGAGGCUGGUCAGACGGCGAACCAGGCCGCUCAUUGCCCCGGCCUGAGUGCCUGA